GGGCGCCCUAAGGGUCCAAUGGGAGCGGCGGCCAGGCCGCCCCGCCCCGCGCCACCGGAUGUCGGCCCCGGGACAUGGCCACCGCCGGUGCCGGUUCCUUGAGCUGAGCAGCCAACCGACGUUCUCAUCCUUCCGCGGGCGGGCGGAGGCGCCGCGGCCGCCGCGGGGGAGGAGCAGCAGCAUCAGAAGGCCGGCGGCCGCCGCGCAGGGCACAUGGCGUCCAUUUUACUGAGGAGUUGCCGUGGCCGGGGGCCCGCCCGCCUCCCACCGCCCCGCGCCGCCACUGCGAGGGGUCGUGCGGGAGAUCGUGCCUGCCUCAGUUGUGCCAGCACCGCGGGGUUGAUGAGCUUCGUGAAACUUCCGUUUGGCGGCUGCAGUCCCAUCCGCCCCGUGUACCUUUCCUUGCGAGGCGAUCCCCUCGGCUGCUGGACUCUGAGGCCCAAGCACACGUGCGUGGUGGUCGCAGGGCCGAGGCUCCUUCCUGUGCGCUGCUGGCACUCGUCGCCCCCGCUGGGCGAUGACUCUGUGGUGGAGAAGUCCCUCCGGUCCCUAAAGGACAAGAACAAGAAGCUGGAGGAAGGAGGCCCCGUGUACAGCCCCCCCGCAGAGGCGGCCGUGAGAAAGCCCUUGGGGCAGCGGGUCCUGGAUGAGCUGAAGCAUUACUACCACGGCUUCCGCCUGCUCUGGAUCGAUGCCAAGAUCGCAGCGCGCAUGCUCUGGCGCAUCCUGCACGGCCACAGCCUGACCCGCCGAGAGCGCAGGCAGUUCCUCCGGAUCUGUGCCGACCUCUUCCGCCUGGUGCCCUUCCUGGUCUUCGUGGUGGUGCCCUUCAUGGAGUUCCUGCUUCCUGUUGCCGUAAAGCUCUUCCCCAACAUGUUACCGUCCACGUUCGAGACCCAGUCCAUCAAGGAAGAGAGGCUGAAGAAGCAGCUGCGGGUCAAGUUGGAACUGGCCAAGUUUCUUCAGGACACCAUCGAGGAGAUGGCCUUGAAGAACAAGGCAGCCAAGGGGAAUGCCACCAAAGACUUCUCUGUGUUUUUCCAGAAGAUCCGAGAGACGGGUGAGAGACCCAGCAAUGAGGAAAUCAUGCGGUUUUCCAAACUGUUUGAGGACGAGCUGACCCUGGACAACCUCACGCGCCUGCAGCUGGUGGCGCUGUGCAAGCUGCUGGAGCUGCAGUCCAUGGGCACCAACAACUUCCUGCGCUUCCAGCUCACCAUGAGGCUGCGCUCCAUCAAGGCCGACGACAAGCUGAUCGCUGAGGAGGGGGUGGACAGCCUCAACGUCAAGGAGCUACAGGCGGCGUGUCGAGCGCGAGGCAUGCGGGCCCUGGGCGUCACGGAAGACCGUCUGCGGGACCAGCUGAAGCAGUGGCUGGAGCUGCACCUGCACCAGGAGAUCCCGACGUCUCUGCUCGUCCUGUCUCGGGCCAUGUACCUUCCUGAUACCCUCUCACCCGCCGACCAGCUCAAGUCCACCCUGCAGACCCUUCCGGAGAUUGUGGCGAAGGAGGCCCAGGUGAAGGUGGCCGAGGUGGAGGGCGAGCAGGUGGACAACAAGGCAAAGCUGGAGGCCACGCUGCAGGAGGAGGCGGCCAUCCGGCAGGAGCAUCGCGAGAAAGAGCUGCAGAGGCGGUCCCAGGCGGCGAAGGAAGUGGAGCCUGAAGUGGUGGCAGAAGGUGCCCCUGGGAGGCUGGUGGUCGAGCCGCAGCCGGAAGAGCCUGAUGUGACCCUGCCGUCCGAGGCCCUGACGGACAGCGCGCCCGUCCUGGAGGGCUUGAAGGAAGAGGAAAUAACUCAGGAGGAAAUUGACAUACUCAGUGAUGCCUGCUCGAAACUGAAGGGGCAGAAGAAAUCCCUGACGAAAGAGAAGGAGGAGCUGGAGCUGCUGAAGGAGGACGUCCAGGACUACAGCGAGGACUUGCAGGAGAUCAAGAAGGAACUUUCAAAGACUGGCAAAGAAAUCUACGUGGAAGAGUCUAAAGCCAGCAAGAGGCUGACGAAGCGGGUACAGCAGAUGAUCGGGCAGAUCGACAACCUGCUCACGCAGCUGGAGGCUGAUCAGAAGGCUGGCAAGCUGGGCCUGGCCGCCGAGGGCUCGCCUGCAGGGGAGACCGUCAUCAGCGUUGCUGAGCUCAUCAGUGCCAUGAAGCAAAUCAAGCACAUUCCCGAAAACAAGCUCAUCAGCUUGGCCUCAGCACUGGACGAAAAUAAGGAUGGCAAGGUCAACAUCGACGACCUUGUCAAGGUGAUCGAGCUGGUGGACAAAGAAGACAUUCACAUCUCCACCAGCCAGGUGGCUGAGAUUGUGGCCACGCUGGAGAAGGAGGAGAAGGUGGAGGAGAGGGAGAAGGCCAAGGAGAAAGCCGAGAAGGAGGCCGAGAAGGAGGCCGCAGAAGUGAAGAGUUAGGGGCCGCCCGGCUCUUAGGUGCCUUGGUGGCCCUUCGUGCGUCUGCCGCAGCGGUCCUAACGUGACGGUGAUUGCUUUGAAGUGAUUCUUAGAGACAUCUAAUAUUUUGUCUGGAAUAAAUCAGAAACUUCAUAA
This is a messenger RNA of Mesoplodon densirostris (Blainville's beaked whale), 2544 nucleotides long. RefSeq names its product leucine zipper and EF-hand containing transmembrane protein 1 (gene LETM1). The record is from RefSeq and is a predicted model, not a curated record. Bases 214 to 2409 code for a protein of 731 amino acids. The transcript has 14 exons. NCBI's taxonomy places the organism in Eukaryota, Metazoa, Chordata, Mammalia, Artiodactyla, Ziphiidae. Gene Ontology annotation, cellular component: mitochondrial inner membrane. Gene Ontology annotation, molecular function: calcium ion binding; ribosome binding. Gene Ontology annotation, biological process: intracellular monoatomic cation homeostasis.